Messenger RNA from Protopolystoma xenopodis, 318 nucleotides. The record is from the annotation of a GenBank genome assembly. NCBI's taxonomy places the organism in Eukaryota, Metazoa, Platyhelminthes, Monogenea, Polystomatidea, Polystomatidae.
AUGGCGCUAAAGGCGAAUUUGUUGCAGCAAAGCUCAGCUAAUUCGGGAUCAGGAAAUACACGGAAAAAAAGCGACAUUCUCGCAGUUAAUGUUCUGUCGUUCGAGGAUCCGGGGCACAUGAUGUUUACCAGUCGAAAACAGCACCAACAGACUGAGGCAUUUGUUCUUUCUCUAAGUCAGCAUGAAUUCGUUCGCUGUUCGACUCUACCCGACCGGCAUCACUCCGGAUCAGCCUUUUUAACGCUUUACUUGCACAUCCUCAUCUUAUUUUCAUCCAAAGUCGGUUGGAUCUUCAAGGAAAAGCAGGACCGCUCUUAG